CUCAGCUUCCAUUGUUACUUUCGAUCGAUCGACUUUCUUCACUCAUCAUGAAGAUCGCUCUUGCAAUUCUGCUGUGCUUGGCACUGGUGCCCCUGGUCAUGUCUGGCUUCAAGAAGAAAUUCUUCAGAAGAGGCUACGGAUACGGCGGCGGCUAUGGCGGCCAUGGCGGUUAUGGUUACCACGUCGCACCCAUCAUUAUCGGAGGAGGCUACGGCCUGGGACACGGUGGAUAUGGCCUGGGACACGGUGGAUAUGGCUUGGGAUACGGUGGAUAUGGUCUUGGAUACGGUGGAUAUGGUCUUGGACACGGUGGAUAUGGUCUUGGACACGGUGGAUAUGGUCUUGGAUACGGUUACGGGAGGUAG
Darwinula stevensoni is the source of this 365-nucleotide messenger RNA. The record is from the annotation of a GenBank genome assembly. NCBI's taxonomy places the organism in Eukaryota, Metazoa, Arthropoda, Ostracoda, Podocopida, Darwinulidae.